Lepisosteus oculatus (spotted gar) is the source of this 570-nucleotide messenger RNA. The record is from RefSeq and is a predicted model, not a curated record. Lineage: Eukaryota; Metazoa; Chordata; Actinopteri; Semionotiformes; Lepisosteidae.
UGGCGCAGGAGCGGCUGUUGGUGUAGAGGCGGUAUCAUAACGUAUUAUAUAGAAAAAAAAAGUGAUUUUGGUGUUCGAGUGCGGUACAAUUUCACCGUUUAGGUUAAACGGUGCAGCAAAAAGAAAAUAGUAGGGGGGAAAUAUUCUGUACGAUAGUUUUAAUUAAAGAAAAAACUGCCGCUUCUUUUUUCAAGCGCGCUGGUUUCUUAUACCGUAGAAGUGGGUCGUACAGGCCGGCUGCUGGGCGGUGACGUGUUCGUGCUGUACGGUCUUUCGGUGAACCGAUUUUAUUUCGUGAAACGUUUUAGACGAACGAUGAAGGAGGAAAUCGCCGCCACCGUUUUCUUCAUCACCAGGCUAGCCAAGAAACGCGGGAAGCUGGAAAAACGCCGCUCCGAGAAGCUCGCCCUGGAGCUGACGGCGAUCUUGUUUGAAACCUACAAGAACCACUGGUACCCGGAGUGUCCUGCCAGAGGCCAGGCCUUCCGGUGUCUCCGGAUGAACAAAGCCCAGCAGAGGGACCCCCUGCUGGAGCGGGCCUGUCAGCAGAGCGAUGUGGACUACGAGGAG